Messenger RNA from Cololabis saira (Pacific saury), 1854 nucleotides. It is a transcript of the gene prph, whose product is annotated as peripherin. Gene Ontology annotation, cellular component: plasma membrane; axon; type III intermediate filament. The record is from RefSeq and is a predicted model, not a curated record. The transcript has 9 exons. Gene Ontology annotation, molecular function: structural molecule activity. Lineage: Eukaryota; Metazoa; Chordata; Actinopteri; Beloniformes; Belonidae. Bases 16 to 1500 code for a protein of 494 amino acids.
GCGCUCUCCAGUCUGAUGUCCUGUUGCUUCUGGAGCAUCUCGCAGCCUCUAGCUCUCUACCUUUCCACAGCGACGGAGAACAAAGACCGAGCAACCAUGAGCCACUCUUCAAUGCAUACCUCCACCUCCUACAGGCGCACCUUUGGAAGCCCACACCCCAUCUCCAUGACCUCCUACUCCCCUGCAUCCUCUCGCAUGCCCAUGUCUGCGGGGCGCUACAUGCGUUCAAUGUCACCUGUGGUGUCCCACUCCUCCACCUACCACCAAACGCGUUCCCGCCCCGGCCCCCAGCCUCCUCGCCUGUCCUAUGACAAAGUGGAUUUCACCCUGGCCGAAGCCGUCAACCAGGAGUUCCUAACUACUCGCAGCAACGAGAAGGCCGAGCUGCAGGAGCUCAAUGACCGCUUCGCCAGCUUCAUCGAGAAGGUCCGAUACCUGGAGCAGCAGAACGGUGCACUUCAGCAGGAACUCAACCAGUACAAGGGUCAGCUCCAGCACGGCCAGCCCAACCGGGCCUCUGACCUCUUCCAGGAGGAGCUGAGGGAGAUGAGGCGCCAACUAGACACCAUUGGCAAAGAGAGGGACCAGUACCAGCUGGAGCGGGACAACCUGGCUGAAGACCUGGGGCUUCUCAAGCAGAGGCUGGAUGAGGAAGCCCAGAAGAGGGCGGAUGCGGAGCUCAACCUUGCUGCCUUCCGAAAGGAUGUGGAUGAUGCCACACUGUCCCGUUUGGAGUUGGAGAGGAAGAUUGAAUCUCUAAUGGAUGAGAUUGAAUUCCUGAAGAAACUUCAUGAUGAAGAAAUCCAGGAUGUGCAAGUGAGUGUCCAGACCCAGCAGCUGAAGAUGGAGGUGGACAGCACCGUCAGGCCGGACCUCACUGGUGCUCUGAAGGACAUCAGGGCCCAGUAUGAGACCAUUGCUUUAAAGAAUAUGCAAGAAUCUGAAGAGUGGUACAAAUCAAAGUUUGCAGAUUUGACCGAGUCUGCAAAGCGCAACACUGAUGCUCUGAGGCAGGCCAAGCAGGAGGCCAAUGAGUCCAGGAGGCAGAUUCAGUCUCUCAACUGUGAAGUGGAUGCAAUGAAGAAUACGAAUGAAGCUCUGCUGAGGCAGAUGCGUGAAAUGGAGGAUCAGUUCGGCAAUGAAAUUGGCAACUACCAGGAUAAUGUGGGCAGGCUGGAGGAUGAGAUCCGUCACCUGAAGGAGGAGAUGGCUCGCCACCUUAGGGAGUAUCAAGACCUCCUCAAUGUGAAAAUGGCUCUGGACAUUGAAAUUGCCACUUACCGCAAGCUGCUGGAGGGAGAGGAGAGCAGGAUCUCCGUUCCCAUCUUCAAUAUGGGCAUGAGCAAUCACCUUGGUGACCGCGACUAUGAAAAAAUUCCUGACACUGUGAGCAAAAGGACUGUGGUGAUAAAGACGGUGGAGACUAGAGAUGGAGAGGUGGUGAAGGAAUCUAAGAGAGAGAAGGAGACUGACUCGGUUAAAACUGACACAGAGGAGUAGUUUAGAUCAUCUGAGAGCCUCAACUACGAUAGAAAAAAAAUGAGAAAGUGAAAAAAGAUAAUUGAAACAAUUCUUUGAUCUGUGUUGUCCUCAUGCCAAUUAGUUGUGUUUCAUUGUCUGGUAACAUGUCUCAGCAUAGGUGCAAUGUCAAAUGACUUCAUUUAGAUGGUGUCAAUUUGGUGCUACGAAACCACCCAAACUUUGCUAAACAGCUGUGUCAUCCGUAGGAUUGUGCAAAACCACUUUAUUAAUGUACCACUUGAGGCCUUGAUUUAGAGUGCAAUCCUGUGGAAUCCCUAGAUGGCCACACAUUUGUAGCAGAUAAACUACAGACUGCAACUGAUAGUUCAAAAG